CAAGAAUUUAAAAUGAUGAAAAUACAUCUAAUUACCAGCCACAUUAUUCUUCCAACAACACAUCUCUACGGUUAUAAAUACCCUUCCAUUUUUUCCACUCAAGCCUCAAUAUCACUCCAAGAACCUUGUAAUCUAUUUUCUACACCCAAGGAAAAAAAAAAAAAAAAAACCUGAAGUCUUAAUUUCUGGAAGCGAUGGCCAAGGAUGUAGGAAUGGUGGAAGCAAGUUCUUUCAACACGAAAGAUUACCAAGAUCCACCACCAUCCCCAUUGUUCGAUUUCGAAGAGCUCACCAAAUGGUCUUUCUACAGAGCUCUAAUUGCUGAAUUCGUAGCAACCUUUCUCUUCCUUUACAUCCUUGUGUUGACCAUCAUCGGCUACCAAACUCAGACACAUCCUACUCCGACUACCACCGACCCUUGUGCCGGAGUUGGCCUCCUCGGAAUUGCAUGGGCUGCCGGUGGCAUGAUCUUCGUUCUUGUCUAUUGCACCGCUGGUAUUUCUGGUGGUCACAUUAAUCCGGCAGUGACGUUGGGGCUAUUUUUGGCAAGGAAAGUGUCACUGAUCCGGGCAGUGAUGUAUAUGGUGGUUCAGUGUUUAGGAGCCAUUGCUGGUGUCGGAAUGGUGAAGGGCUUCCAGAAGUCUCACUUCAACCACUUCGGCGGCGGCGCAAAUCGUCUACAACUCGGCUACAGCAAAGGCGUCGGUUUGGGUGCUGAAAUCAUCGGAACAUUCGUUCUUGUCUACACCGUUUUCUCCGCCACCGAUCCCAAGAGGAAUGCCAGAGAUUCCCAUAUCCCUGUGUUGGCCCCUCUUCCAAUUGGAUUUGCGGUGUUCAUGGUUCACUUGGCCACCAUCCCAAUCACGGGUACAGGCAUUAAUCCCGCCAGAUCUCUUGGAGCUGCUGUUAUCUUCAACCAGGAUGCUUCCUGGGACGACCAAGUAUGUCUAAAUUAAGUUGAUCUAGUCUUUCUUAAUAAAUCGUGUUUUUGUUUCUUCAUUUUCAAUCUGACAUUAAUUGCACUUGACAAUAAAUGUAUUAGUACGAUUAGACUAACUAUUUCAACUACUUUGUGUUGGUGUGUUGUUGUUUUUUCUUGGGUUAUUUCCAGUGGAUUUUCUGGGUAGGACCCUUCAUUGGUGCGGGAAUUGCAGCUUUCUACCACCAGUUUAUAUUAAGGGCUGGCGCAGUUAAGGCUUUCAGUUCCUUCAGGAGCAACUGAACAUGUUAUGUUAUGGUGCAGCUGUUUUUCACGUUUGGAAUGAAAUAGUAAGAGGGAGAAAUUGUAACGUUAGAGUUUCCGGGGGAAAAAGAUGUUAGCAUGAUGUUGUUCCGAUUUUCAGUUCACCUGUAUUAAAGAUUAUUCUACCGUUCUUCUACCUAGUUAACUAGUAUAUAUUGUUUCGUAUAAUCCAUGUCCAUUGGUGUAUUGUUUUUAACUACAAAUUUGAAGGAUUAUUAUUUACUUCUCAUACCCCUUUAAGAAAUGGAUUUUUUUUCAUUUGAUAGCUAGGCAACUCCCAC
Messenger RNA from Oldenlandia corymbosa var. corymbosa, 1524 nucleotides. NCBI's taxonomy places the organism in Eukaryota, Viridiplantae, Streptophyta, Magnoliopsida, Gentianales, Rubiaceae. The record is from the annotation of a GenBank genome assembly.